GCAUGUGUGACAUAAGUCCGUAGCAAUCCAGUGAAUUGUUCGUGGAGCUGCAAUUAAGACAGACCGCGACGGACACCGAUGACACAGGUGUGGCCAAUAGAUCCAUAGCCCAGAGACCAGGGGUUCCCAGUAGACCCAUAAGUGUACGGUUUCUGCUGCUGCUUUUAUUUACAUAACGUUACACCGAGACCGAGACCGAGACCGAGACCGAAACCGAGACCACGGUGGUCGGAGGUCACCGCCUGCCCGAGCUUAUCCCGCCAAAGCCAUAGCCAUUGCCAAAGCUAAAACCAAAACAUGCUGUGUAGUUGUGGCUGUCUGCAGAAGGCAGGCGGUGGAAAGCGACGCAGCUCCUCCGUGGAAGACGCCUCGUCGACUCGAAUGUCGGACCUGGCAUCCAAUGGCCAGCCCCAACCGGAGGCAACAACACGGACUUCCAGUCUGCUACAAUUGUUUCACAGGAAAGGUCCAAAGUGCUUCCGCAAACCCCAGCGACCCAGGAGUCCAAUGCAGGCCGAGAAAUCAAUCAGAGCGGCAAUUUUUAUACAGAAAUGGUAUCGUCGACACCAGGCACGACAAGAAAUGAGAAAACGUUGUAAUUGGCAGAUAUUCCAAAACCUGGAAUACGCCAGCGAACAGGACCAAGCCGAGUUGUAUAAAUUUUUCAAUGAGCUUAUCAAACACAUGCCACAGGCUGCUGGUACAGGGAACAAAAGUCCAACGUCGAAAUUCACCCCUGUUUUAGAGGAGAAUGAUGCACUAGUGGACGAAGUUGGCGAUAUUGUGUCUACUAAAAUACAAUUUCCCAUCAUGAAGAAUCACAUAGAACUUUUAAUUGAUGUAUUCCGCAAGAAAAAGUGCAAUCGUUUGCAUCCCAAGUAUGUGGCUCUGAUACUCCGAGAAGCUGCAAAGUCCCUCAAACAGAUGCCAAACCUAUCGAUGGUAUCGACUGCGGUUUCCCAGCAAGUGACUGUUUGUGGGGAUCUGCACGGAAAGCUUGAUGAUCUGCUUGUAGUUCUCUGUAAGAACGGACUACCAUCCACUUGCAACCCAUAUGUCUUCAAUGGCGACUUUGUGGAUAGAGGCAAAAAGGGACUUGAGGUACUGCUUUUGCUUUUGUCCCUAUAUCUGGCAUUUCCAAAUUCCGUUUUCCUAAAUCGAGGCAAUCACGAGGACAGUGUUAUGAAUGCUCGGUAUGGAUUUAGUCGCGAGGUUGAGCGGAAGUAUCCUCGUAAUUACAAACGUUUGCUAAGACUUAUCGAUGAGGUCUAUCGCUGGCUUCCACUGGGAUCAAUUUUAAAUAGUCGCGUGCUCAUUGUGCACGGUGGGUUCUCAGAUAACACAGAUCUGGAUCUAAUUAAAAGCAUUGAUAGAGGAAAGUACGUAUCAAUUCUACGUCCGCCUCUCACAGAAGCUCAGCCAUUAGACAAGGCCGAGUGGCAACAGAUUUUCGACAUAAUGUGGAGUGAUCCACAGACUGUGCCUGGCUGUAUACCUAAUACGCUACGAGGAGCAGGAGUCUGGUUUGGUCCGGACACAACCGAUAAAUUCCUGGAGCGUCAUCGCUUGAGCUACGUUAUAAGGUCGCAUGAGUGCAAACCAAAUGGACACGAGUUUACACAUGAUAACAAGGUCAUUACCAUAUUCUCUGCUUCAAAUUACUAUGCCAUGGGUUCCAAUAAGGGUGCCUAUAUGCGGCUCAACAACCAGCUUGUGCCCAGAUUUGUCCAAUACGUGUCGGCUGCUUCUCAGGCUAAGAGACUUACAUUCAAGCAGCGCGUAGGAAUCGUGGAGAGUGCCGCUUUGAAGGAGUUGGCGGUGAGGAUGCGAGAGCAUCGGGAUGAGCUGGAGACGGAGUUUAAAAAGUACGAUCCCGACGAUAAAGGGUGUAUAACCAUUUCAAAGUGGUGCCAUGUCAUGGAAGAGGUAACCAAGUUGGGUCUACCAUGGCGUCUACUUCGCGAAAAACUGGCACCUGGUACCGAUAGCCAAAAUGUAAACUAUUUCAGAACAUUGGAUCUUCUGGACACUGAUGUUAUUAUGGAAGCUGAGGCUGAUGGUACAACAGUUAUGGAUGCUUUGUAUGCCAACAAGUCCAGCUUGGAGACCAUUUUCAAUAUAAUAGAUGCUGAUAAUUCAGGUGAAAUAACCCUGGAUGAGUUUGAGAAGGCAAUUGAUCUCCUGGUCGCCCAUAUGCCUGGUGAUUACUCCAAAGCUGAAAUGCUGGAAAAAUGCCGAAUGAUGGAUCUCAAUGGGGAUGGCAAAGUGGAGCUUAAUGAGUUCCUAGAGGCCUUCAGACUUAGUGAUAUACAUAGAAAGCAACAGCAAGAAGCGGAUAUUCGCAAGCGUUCCACGACCAGAUGUUUCAUUAAUCAGCCCCAAUCGGAGUCUGUUACAAAGUUGGCGAACAUAAUAUCAAAAAAUACUUUGGUCAUUGAGCAGGACAUAGAUCCAAUGGAUUGCGAAUCAAAGAUCAUUGAACUAAAGUAAUAAUCGUUAUUAAUAGUACAAUAUAUUACUCGAAUGUUUUCCAGCACUAUAAACUGUCAAAUCUAACGUAUUUUUAUUUAAACUAAAGUUUUACUUUAUUGGUAUUCUUAUUAAAGGUCUUUUUACUUAUUAUCGCAGCACAUGCCUAAAUGCGAAUGCUUCAUUUAAGAUUAAUUUUAUGCCGCUUACUUUUUGCUGUAUGUUUACACUGAACGAAAUAAAGAUCACUUUCCUUUCAACUCUUA
This is a messenger RNA of Drosophila innubila, 2735 nucleotides long. It is a transcript of the gene rdgC, whose product is annotated as serine/threonine-protein phosphatase rdgC. Gene Ontology annotation, cellular component: cytosol; nucleus. Gene Ontology annotation, molecular function: protein binding; calcium ion binding; manganese ion binding. Gene Ontology annotation, biological process: detection of stimulus involved in sensory perception. NCBI's taxonomy places the organism in Eukaryota, Metazoa, Arthropoda, Insecta, Diptera, Drosophilidae. The record is from RefSeq and is a predicted model, not a curated record. Bases 298 to 2490 code for a protein of 730 amino acids. The transcript has 12 exons.